AUGUCUAAUUUAGAGGAAAUAAAACUUGCCAUCUCCUCUUCGUUACCUGGUCUCUCUGAUGAAACGCUUCAAAAGUUUAUCCAUGGGCUAUCUGCUAUUGGUGUUGAGACAAAAGAUGACCUCCAGUAUGUCAAAGAAGAAGACCUCAUGGAAUUCCUCAGGCCUAUACAAUGCCGCAAACUACUCAAUGCAUGGAAAAAUGAAGAACAAUCCAGCUGCUCGACUCCCCAACGUUCAUCACGUCAAGUUCUUUCUGAUAUAUCAAGCCCUGGAUCAGAGAGUUCAAGUUCUACACCAUCUCGUUCUACUGCUUGCUUUUCAGCAUCUUGCGCCUGGGCUGAAACGUUUAAGGUGCCUUUUGAAGUCAUGCCUUCUGGACUUAAACUUGCCAUUGCAAAUAAUAAAAGACCAUCACCAGCUGAUCGAAGGAAGCUAGUAAGAAUGUUAGUGGAUAACAUGCAAAAACAUGAAGUAAACCCAUCAAAGGCACAGUGUCAGAUUGUAGUGCAGAAUAUUGUUAAGCAGUACCCGGACAGCUUUGCUGAUGUUCUGUCUGAUGGAACAAAAAUAGGUAGUGGGUAUGCCUCUUUGCUCAUGCAAGUUAAAACCCGUGUUGAACAUGUAAACAGAAACAACACAUUAGCUCGUCGGAGAAAAGAACGACUACGAUCAUCGUGUGGAACCAUAAGCCAGAGCUCAAGAAGGCUGGCUGAUCAAUAUGGUUGUGUCAGUUGGCAGCCAGAGGAGCUUCCUGCUGGAGAAAAUGACGACACUUUAGAAGAGAAGCGCAAGCAAAUGGUACUGCUUCAUUCGACUGAAGGAAUGUCUGGAGGCGAUAGAGGAGAACUUCACAAGUUGAUGGAGGUCACAUAUUACCGUCAGCGCCGUGAUAUAAACGCCACUCCACCUCCGCCACUGUCUGAACUAAAGAACUCAUGGCCUUACCUGUUUUGUCUGAAGGGGAUCUUUUUACAUUUCCAAUUGCUUACUGACAUCUCACUGCUACAAAAAAUCAUGGAGAGCAUUGAAGGGAAAGGAAAGAGGAUUCUAAGAUUUUUUCAAGAAAAGCCAACAAACAAUGAGGUGUGUGCUGUUCUGGCAAAGUAUCAAGAGGGAAAUUCUCUGGUCCUGUGCAUCUUGCGACUCUUAAUGGCCCAUUUUAAAGAGAGAACAGAAUCCCUUCUAAUUGAAGCUGAUGCAGCAGCAACUGCAGCCAACAUGGAAAGUGAGGGAUUACCUGAUUCACCUGCACUGAUCAUCCAAGGUGAAUCCAUGACCCCAAGCAAGUGGAUGUUAUCAGUUGAAAGGGAAGUUGUCCUGGGCCCAUAUUCAGAGGUAUUUGUUGAGGGCCUGGCAGCAAUGUUUGCGACCUAUUACAACUUAAACCUUGCUUAUCAGGAUGAUGCUGCAUGCACGCUGGAAUUUAUUCAGAGAGGACUUGUGGGCAUUAACCCGGAAAAUGGAUCAAAAGUUGCUGCUGGAAAGCGAGACAAGAAAAUGCAUGGAAUGAACCCACAUGUAUGCACACUGUUACGAAAGCUAAUGGACUUCGAAUGGCUUGCCAUUUAA
Xyrauchen texanus (razorback sucker) is the source of this 1569-nucleotide messenger RNA. RefSeq lists its product as uncharacterized. NCBI's taxonomy places the organism in Eukaryota, Metazoa, Chordata, Actinopteri, Cypriniformes, Catostomidae. The record is from RefSeq and is a predicted model, not a curated record. The coding region runs from base 1 to 1569 and encodes 522 amino acids. The transcript is spliced from 5 exons.